AUGAGAUUCAACGCCAUUAUCGCCUCCGCUAUCCUCGCGGCCACCGUCUCCAGUGCAGCACUUCCAGUGCCUGUCGAGGCCGCCGAGAAGCGCGAAGCUGAGCCGCAACUCCCGACAUGGCCGCGCCCGUAUGGUCUCCCUCAUGGCAUGGCUGCUGAGAAGCGCGAUGCUGAUGCCGGAAUAAUCUGGAAACGCCCUUACGGUAUCCCACACGGUAUGGCCGCCGAGAAGCGUGAAGCUGAAUCACAACUCCCAACCUGGCCGCGCCCUUAUGGUCUGCCACACGGCAUGGCCGCUGAGAAACGCGAAGCCGAACCUGAGCCACAACUCCCAACCUGGCCACGUCCUAUCGGCCUUCCCCAUGGUAUGGCCGCUGAGAAACGUGAGGCUGAAGCUGAGCCGCAAUUACCAACCUGGCCACGUCCUUAUGGCAUCCCUCAUGGCAUGGCUGCUGAGAAGCGCGAAGCCGAGGCUGAGCCACAGUUGCCAACCUGGGACCGCCCUUACGGUAUCCCACAUGGUAUGGCUGCUGAGAAACGUGAGCCAGAAACCCCCGAGGAGUAA
Molecule: messenger RNA, 564 nt
Organism: Bipolaris victoriae FI3
Lineage: Eukaryota; Fungi; Ascomycota; Dothideomycetes; Pleosporales; Pleosporaceae
Exons: 1
Coding region: 1-564 (187 amino acids)
Source: RefSeq, a predicted model, not a curated record